Messenger RNA from Exophiala xenobiotica, 2735 nucleotides. RefSeq names its product 3-carboxy-cis,cis-muconate cycloisomerase. The record is from RefSeq and is a predicted model, not a curated record. Bases 290 to 1696 code for a protein of 468 amino acids. NCBI's taxonomy places the organism in Eukaryota, Fungi, Ascomycota, Eurotiomycetes, Chaetothyriales, Herpotrichiellaceae. The transcript has a single exon. Gene Ontology annotation, molecular function: catalytic activity.
CGUCAGCCUCACCAGCCGAUUGCUUGUCCAUCAUCAGGCCAACUGCCGAUUCGUUCUUUGCGUGCUUAUUUGACAGCCCCAGUAAAGACACCUACAGUACUCGUAGCGGUUCGUACACGUCAUGAAGCGCAUUUGGCAGGCCAGGUAACUCGUACCUGAUUGAGGCUCUUCUCAGCAGAAGGAAUCUCACGCGACUAACGUUCUCCCAAUAUUGGUAUUUUUUUGCUUACCAUAGAAUGGUUAUCGUCCGAUUCCAUCGACAUUACAACUCACGAUUGUACCAUUGACCAUGACAUCGGUCCAAGACUCACUCAUCUUCGGCAACAUCCUCUCGACGCGCGAAUCGGCCGCCGUGUGGUCCGACAAGACACGUACACAAUGCUACCUGGCCUUUGAAGGCGCCCUGGCCAAAGCCCAAGCCCGUCUGGGCAUCAUCCCGCAACGAGCCGCCGACGAGAUCAUCAAAUUCUGUCUGGACAUCCGGAACAUCGACUUCGACAACCUGCGCAAGCAGACCGAACUCAUCGGCUACCCCGUUCUGGGGGUCGUCAAGCAGCUCGUGGCGCACGUCAACGCCAUCGAACCGGGCCUGGGCGAAUGGGCCCACUGGGGCGCCACGACGCAGGAUGUCACCGACACGGCGACCGUGAUCCAGCUCUGGGACACGCUGAGCCUGUUUGAGAAGACGCUCGAGUCCAUCAUCGCGUCGUUGCGCGUGCUCGCCGAACGACACAAGAGCACGCCCAUGGCCGCCCGGUCGAAUCUGCAGCAGGCCGUGCCCAUGUCGUUCGGGUUCAAAUUGGCGCGGCUUCUGGCAACGUUCCUGCGUCAUCGCGAGAGACUGAAAGACGUCGAGACUCGGUUGACGGUGCUGGAGUUCUCAGGUGCGGCCGGCACACUGGCCACGCUGCCGCCGACGCAGGAUCAUCCCCUGCUUGGGCUCGAGUGUCAGCGCGAACUGGCCAAGGACUUGAACCUGAAGGUACCCGAGAUCGCAUGGCAUACCGAGCGCGACCGUAUCGCGGAGUUUGGAUCGCUGUGCGCCAUGCUGACGAGUACAUGCGCCAAAUUCGCUCUCGACGUCAAGUUGAUGAUGCAGACCGAAGUCGGCGAGGUGUCCGAACCGUAUGUCCCGCAUCGAGGAUCGAGUAGCACGAUGCCGCAAAAGCGCAAUCCCAUUUCCUGCGCCUACAUCACCGCCAUGGCAGGUACCGUGCGGCAACUCAGCACGAGUCUCUUCGAGGCAAUGAUUGAAGACCACGAGCGAAGUACCGGGCCAUGGGAAAUUGAAUGGAUUGUACUGCCACAAAUCUCAACACUGACGCACGCGACGUUGAAGCACACGGCCGACCUGAUUGCCGGACUUGAGGUGCACGAAGAUGCCAUGAAGCGAAAUCUUGACAUUUCGAGGGGCGGCAUCGUGUCCGAAGCUGUCAUGAUGGGCUUGGGAACGACUCUUGGUCGGCAAUAUGCGCACGAUGUAGUGUAUGACUUGUGCCGGCGGUCGCAACAGGAAAACAGGCAAUUGCUCGAUCUCCUGUGCGAGAACGAAGAGAUCAACAAGAAGAUGAGCAGGGAAGGACUGGCCAAGCUGUGCGACCCUCGCAAUUAUCUGGGGUAUAGCGAGGCCAUGGUCGAAAGGAUAUUGAAAUUGGCCGACGAGCCUCGGGCAGAGCGGAGACCAAGUCUCGUUUGAUGCGGGACCUGCUACACAGAAUCGACUACUGAAUGUGGCAGCCUCUCUAUACAGUACUUGGGCACGCAAUUGGUUGGGAACAGGGCGACCUGGGAUGGGUGGAGAUUCUCAGAUCUCACAAUGUCAUAAAAUUCGUCGUCAAUAUAUAAUACAGAAGGUGAAACUGGUGCAAGAUUUCAACAUGCGCCGAACACGAGUCAGAUGGAUCAGAAAUUGAAGUUUCCAUCCGGUCUCCACCGCGUUGGCAACGAUGGCUGGGCUGAGCAGGUACACGUUCGGGAAUCAAAGUGCCACUGCGCGGCGACGUGGAAAGCAGUGAUUCCUGGGUCAUGUCAUCGCUUCUUCUCCACCGCUCCUGGUCGAGGAGUCAGUAUGGGAUGUGAAAUUGAUCCCUGAGACGGUCCCAGGGAAGCAUGCCUGCAGCAUUCAACUGAACACUUACAAUUUAGAGCCACGGUCAUGAGCGGUCCAGGAUGUGGGCGGCACUGUUCAUAAUGCCAUCAGGCCCACCCAAGCUCAGAAAGUGACCGGCGAUCGCUGAGAAAGUUCCGUGCGGCUCCUCAUGGCUGACUUGCCGGAUGUCGAUGGAAUUGGCAACGUCACGACCAUGAUUCUGGUUGUCAUGAUAAGUGGCUGCGUGGCGGCGACCAUGGUCCUGAUUUGUGUGGUAUAAAGACACCACUUCUCGUCCGUGGUUUUGAUUGUUGUGGUAUUUGAGUGGUCUGGCCGACGCUAGAUCGAGUCCUGCCGCGAGAAGCAGGGAGAUGUAGAUGGCGGGCUUCAUUUUGGGAUUGUAUCGUUGAUGGCGUAGGCGUCGUUAAGAGUCUGGAUUUCUGGAGGACAGAAUGGUGUUGUAGUGAAGGAAAUCUGGCCCAGGUCGCGGUGGGUAAAUGGAGUUCUCCGGGAACAAGAAUUGAAGAGCAUGAAAGAAUGACGAUGGUAAAAGAGCGACUUGAAGGGAGGACAACAAUGUCGGAGGAAGGGAUGAGACAUUUAUCAAUACAUAGGACUCACCUUGCCUACGUGACUUACCUGAUUC